Messenger RNA from Phytophthora sojae, 2829 nucleotides. RefSeq lists its product as hypothetical. Gene Ontology annotation, cellular component: Cdc73/Paf1 complex. The record is from RefSeq and is a predicted model, not a curated record. Lineage: Eukaryota; Oomycota; Peronosporomycetes; Peronosporales; Peronosporaceae. The annotation marks the transcript as partial. Gene Ontology annotation, molecular function: RNA polymerase II complex binding. Gene Ontology annotation, biological process: regulation of DNA-templated transcription. The transcript has 2 exons.
AUGUCGGACGCCGAGGAGGAGCCGAGCAACCAGCGCGCGCUGCUGAUCCCCGUCAAGAACUCGGAGCAGGCGGUGGAGGUGUUCGUGGACGAGCUGCCCGAGGACGUCAACGACAUCAUCGACAUCCUGCGCGCCGAGGUGGCGCCGCUCGACGUCUGGCUGCAGUUCGCCGUGGAGUACUACAACCAGGGCCAUGUCGCGCAGUUCCAGGAGAUUCUGGCGGUGGCCUCGGAGCCGGGUAUCGAGGAGAUCUACAAGGACAACGCGUCCCGCAUGUGCCGCAUCAAGUUCUUCAUCGCGCUCGCCAGCCACGCAGUCAACGCCAUGUGGAACGAGGAGGACGAGAAGAAGCGCGAGGCCAUCUCACAGCGCGCCGUGGGAUUCUUCCAGCGCGCCGAUCGCCUGGAUCACCAGCACCCCAUGACGCUCGUGGGCAAGGCGCUCAUGUUCAUGGCCAAGAACGAGGACGACCGCGCCGACAGAUUCGUCAAGAGCGUGCUCAUCUCCAACAAGACGAACCUGCCCGCCAUCCUGGGCAAGGCACUGCUGCUGUACCGCAAGAAACAGUACAAGGACGCCAAGAAGCUCUAUCUAGAGGCCAUCAAGCUGCACCCGCGUAGCCCGCAGGCUGCUAACAUGCGCAUGUGCUUCGCGUACUGCUGCUACCAUUUGGGAGCCGUGGAGAAGGCGCGUGCGGUCAUGCGCUACACGGCGUCCCUCGAUGAAACCAAUGUGGAUGCUGUGAUUGCCAGUGCGUUGUGGCAGCUUGCGAGUCAGAGCCGCGAGGAACGCGCGGUCAGCAUUCGCGACGAAAGCUCACGCUUUAUGAUGAUGAUUCACCACGCCCACGCGAUUGACAAGACGAACCCCACGGUUCUGAACCACUUAGCGAACCACUACUUCUCGCAGUGGAUCCCGCUGCCUUGCACAGUGAGUGUGGUGCGUGGAUCGGCUGUCGUGUCCACGUCCAAGGACAUUUCCAGUGAAGUAUCACCGGGACAGAUCAUCUGUAUCGGUGACAAGUAUGUUGCCUACAUCAGUCGUGACGAAGACGCUGUGUCAUCGUCCGGGCUGAAGCUUGAUGGUCCGUAUCGUGAUGAGUCUGCAAGCGCUACGAACAUUGCACGAAAGGAUUACGAUAAGAUGUUCACUCUUGCUGGCAACGCCUUCCACAGCACUAAGAUCCCGGAAAUCCGGUCUGAGAGCUGUUACCUGAUGGGACGUGGUUGCCACGCUCAGGGCAAGUACAAGGACGCUUACAGCUACUACUUCAACGCCGGACGCCUCUGGCCCAAGUUCGUACUCCCAUGGUUUGGUCUGGCACAAAUGUACUACGAACGCAAGGAAUUUACGAAGGCCGCGUCUUACUUGGAAAAGGCAAACAAGGCAUACCCGGAAAACGUGGAGAUCCUGUCGCUACUUGGCGAUAUCUACGGUAAGCUGGGCAAAAAAGACGAGGCCGUUGUGUUGCUCCGCCGUGUCGUAGAACUGGAGCCAGGCAACGUGGAGGCUCUGAUCGGUACAGCUGAGCUACUUCACGGAUCGCCAGAGCGCAAAGACCAGAUUAUUGCGAUCUCUUCGUAUAUUGCUGCGGAGAAGGUGAUGAACAACGCCUCUGAACGCGUGCCGAUGGAAGUAUACGUCAACCUUGGUGUGCUUCAGCAACGCGUGGGCAAGACGGCUGAUGCUAUCAAUUGCUUCAAGAAGGCACUGAAGCAACUGGGGGACGAUAGCAGUGCUGACGAAGAAAGCAAAUCGGAGGAGGCUGACGCUUUGGCGGAGGAGAACUCCAUUCCCAAACCAUCGGAGGCGAAUGUUACGAUUCUGUACAAUAUGGGCCGGGUGUACGAGGAAAUGGGCAACCGCGACCGCGCCAAGAAGCUGUAUGAUGCGAUCCUCGAGGUAUUUCCUCGGUAUACCGACUGCUUGCUGCGCCUUGGUUGCAUGCUGCGUGAUCGUGGCCAAGAUGCCGACGCGAUCAAGAUGUUUGACAAAGUGCUGGAGGUCGACCCGACGUGUGCUGAAGCCUGCUUGCUGCAGGGUAAUAUUCAUUUGAAGAAGCGCGAAUGGGUGUUUGCUCAAAAGAAGUACGAAAAGGUGAUGGGGAUGCCUGGUCUGAAGAACGACCCGUACGCUUUCUUGUCGAUGGGUAACAUUUUCAUGAGCAACCUUGGCGAGAAGAACCGCUACACCAAGAACAUGUCGCUGAGUGAAGUUUACUACAAGAAGACGCUGGCAGCCCACCCGCACAACAUCUACGCCGCAAACGGACUGGGAAUUAUGAUUGCUGAGAAGGGCAACUUUGAGCUGGCCAAGCAGAUUUUCUCACAAGUUCGAGAGGCCAGUCCGGACAUGCCAGACGCCUGGAUUAACCUUGCGCAUAUCUUCGUAGCCGAAGAGCGCUACCAGGAGGCCAUUCAGCUCUACACCGUGUGCCUGACCAAGUGCUACCAGGGACAGGAUCUCGAGGUUUUGUUGUACCUUGCUAAGGCCUACUACGAGUCGAAGGACUUCCCGAGCUGUAUUUCCACGCUGUCUCGUGGACUGCACAUGUACCCGAACGACCUGCGCUUGUGGUACAACUCGGGUCUCGCUCAGGAAGACUAUGCCGUGACAACGUUGGGGCAGGAAACUGUUGCUACGCGAUCAGGCAGUGGCAGUGCAGUGCCGCAACAGCGAACGAUGGCCGACGUGCAGCGUGCUAUCCUUGAUCUAAAGCGAGCACAACGCAUCUUCUGCUUCCUACUGCAGCAAGCCGAUGCAGCUAGUAGCUCAAGUUCCGGCGAGAAGAAGAAGCACCACAACAACUUGCCUUUCGAUAAGGAGAAG